AUGGCUUCCGCCAAUUGCAGCGUCGCCGCCUCUUCCCUGCACCUCUCCUGCUCCACUCGUCAAUCCGCGUUCGCGUCUCUCGCGUCCCCCGCGCCCUCCGCGCAUCCCGCGGCCCUCGCCGCCCUCUCCUCCCUCGCCGCGUCUCGCCGAACCGCUUCUCUGCCCGUCCCUGCUCUCGCGGCACCGCGACAACACCGUCCUUCGCGAGCCCGUUGGGCUGUACGCGUCAUGGCGAGUCAAAGCGAAAAGCGCGCGCUCAUUUCUGUCUCCGAUAAGACGGGACUCGAUACGCUCGCCAAGGGGCUGCUGGAUCUCGGCUUCACGCUGGUGUCGACGGGCGGCACGGCGAAAGCCAUUGAGGAGGCGGGGCUGCCCGUGACUACGGUGGAUCAGAUCACCAACUUUCCUGAAAUGCUGGACGGGCGAGUAAAGACGCUGCACCCGGCGGUGCACGGGGGCAUUCUGGCUCGGCGCGGCCUGCCCGCGCACAUGGACGCACUUGCUGCCCACAACAUCGGUCCCAUCGACGUGGUGGCGGUGAAUCUAUACCCGUUUGUGGCGACGGUGACAGCGCAGGGCGGGGCGUCACUGGAGAAGGGCAUUGAGAACAUCGACAUCGGUGGCCCCACCAUGAUCCGCGCCGCUGCUAAGAACCACGAGAACGUGUGGGUGGUGGUGGACCCGGCAGACUACCCCUCGCUGCUGGCCGCGCUCAAGGGGGGGAAGGCCGAGGGCGAGGGCGAGGGCGAGGAGGCGUUGAGGAGGCGCCUGGCAUGGAAGGCGUUUCAACACACCGCGUCGUACGAUGCUGCCGUGUCCGAGUGGCUGUGGCCGCACGCCCAGCCAAAGACAGAUGAGUUCGCCCCGCCACCGGCCCUGGCGGUGCCACUCUCCCUGUCCGCCGUGCUGCGCUAUGGCGAGAACCCCCACCAGCGCGCCGCCUUCUAUGCCGAUGACUCUCUGGGGGAGCGCGGCAAGGGCGGCAUUGGCACCGCCGUGCAGCACCACGGCAAGGAGAUGUCAUACAACAACUACCUGGACGCGGACGCGGCGUGGCAGUGCGUGUGGGAGAUGCCCACAGCAGCCUGCGUGGUCGUCAAACACACCAACCCCUGCGGUGCCGCCACCGUCACCCUCCCCGCCUCCGCCUCCCCUGAAGAGCAAGAAGCAGCCCUCCUCGAGGCCUACCGUGCCGCCGUGCGCGCCGACCCCGUGAGCGCCUUUGGCGGCAUCGUGGCGUUCAACCGCCCGGUAACCGCUGCACUCGCUCGCGAGCUGAGGGAGUUUCGAUCCCCCACGGACGGCGAGACGCGCAUGUUCUACGAGAUCGUGGCGGCGCCGGGGUACACAGAGGAGGGCCUGGCGGUGCUGAAGGGGAAGAGCAAGGCGCUGCGCAUCCUGCAGGCGCAGGCGAGCAGCACGGGCAGGCGGUCGCUGCGGCAGGUGGGCGGCGGGUGGCUGCUGCAGGACUCAGAUGACGUGGAUGCCGCUGAUCUCACGCUCACGGUGGUGACCAAGAAGCAGCCCAGUGAGGCUGACCUGGAGAAUGCACGGUUUGCGUGGCGGGUGGUGAAGCACGUCAAGAGCAACGCCAUCACCAUCGCCAAGGACGGGCGGCUGCUGGGCAUGGGGAGUGGGCAGCCCAACAGGGUGAAGAGUGGGCAGAUCGCGUUGGAGAAGGCAGGCGACGAGGCCAAGGGCGCUGCUGUCGCCAGCGAUGCCUUCUUCCCCUUCGCGUGGGGAGAUGCAGUGGAGGCGGCGUGUGAGGCAGGUGUGUCGGUGAUAAUCCAGCCGGGCGGCAGUGUGAGGGAUCAGGAUGCCAUCGACUGCUGUGACAAGUACGGUGUGGCCAUGGUCUUCACCAACGUGCGCCACUUCCGCCACUAG
Molecule: messenger RNA, 1887 nt
Organism: Closterium sp. Naga37s-1
Lineage: Eukaryota; Viridiplantae; Streptophyta; Zygnematophyceae; Desmidiales; Closteriaceae
Source: the annotation of a GenBank genome assembly